ACGGAAGAGCCCUAGCCACCAAGGAGGGAGGCAGUGACCUGGGAUAAAGAACACUAGGUGGUUCUCUGGACGACGAAAGCUAGCUGCAAUCUCGUCGGAGUAACCAGGCAUAUCAUCUGAGUUGCUGGUGCUCGAGGUCUAGUAAAAUUUCGUUGAUUUAUUUGUUGGUGUGGUCAAGAAAGGCAUUACAAAACCUAGACUCCUGUCAACAGAAGCAGAAGCACUGUGGGAGAUGGAGAACAAAGACGAGAAAAAUGGUGAGCAGGAGCAGGUGGUGAACCCUUGGGAAGUAUCUGCCAAAGACGGUGGCAAGAUCGAUUACGACAAGCUCAUUGACAAAUUUGGAUGUCAGAAGCUCGACCAGUCAUCCAGUGAGUUAUCCCACGUUAAACGUGUUGAAAGACUCACUGGACGCCCUGCACAUGUUUUCCUCCGCCGUGGCGUCUUCUUUGCCCACCGAGAUUUUGAUGACAUACUGAAUGCCUAUGAGAGAGGGGAGAAGUUCUACCUUUAUACAGGACGAGGACCGUCCUCUGAAGCUUUGCAUUUGGGCCAUUUGGUUCCUUUCAUGUUUACCAAAUACUUGCAAGAUGCCUUCAAGGUCCCUCUCGUUAUACAACUUACUGAUGAUGAAAAGUGCAUGUGGAAAAAUCUUUCUGUGGAGGAGAGCCAGAGACUUGCUCGUGAGAACGCUAAAGACAUUAUUGCUUGUGGUUUUGACAUUUCAAAAACUUUUAUCUUCUCUGAUUUUGAUUAUGUUGGAGGUGCCUUCUACAAAAACAUGGUGAAGGUUGCAAAGUGUGUCACAUAUAAUAAGGUUGUCGGUAUAUUUGGAUUUACUGGUGAAGAUCAUAUUGGAAAAGUUAGCUUUCCACCUGUACAGGCAGUCCCUUCAUUUCCCACAUCAUUCCCACAUCUAUUCUCUGGAAAGGAUAAUCUGCGUUGCUUAAUUCCCUGUGCAAUUGACCAGGAUCCAUAUUUCAGAAUGACGAGAGAUGUUGCUCCUCGGAUAGGGUAUCACAAGCCUGCCUUGAUUGAGUCAUCUUUCUUCCCCGCCCUGCAGGGAGAGUCAGGAAAAAUGUCAGCUAGUGAUCCAAAUUCUGCCAUUUAUGUUACUGAUUCUGCAAAGGACAUCAAAAACAAGAUAAACAAGCAUGCAUUCACUGGUGGACAAGAAUCUAUAGAGAAACACAGAAAGUAUGGAGCCAAUCUGGAGGUAGAUAUACCAAUCAAAUAUCUUAAUUUUUUCCUUGAGGAUGAUGCUGAGCUUGAGCAUAUAAAGAAGGAGUAUGGUGCUGGACACAUGCUGACAGGUGAAGUGAAGAAGCGGCUUAUUGAAAUUUUGACUGAACUGGUGGAGAGACAUCAGCGAGCUCGAGCUUCAGUGACUGAAGAGAUGGUUGAUGCUUUCAUGGCCGUUAGACCCCUUCCAAAUAUGUUUGAUUGAAGUCAAGAUUAUCAACCUGGGUGCACAGAUACUCUAAGUUUCUGAUGCAUUAGAUGCUUCUAAUCAAUAGGAAAGAAAAGCAAAAGAAGAAAAGGUUAUGAUACGCACAUCCAUAUUGGUUUCAAGGUUUAAAGUUUAUACUGAUGAGAUUUAGCAUUUAACAAAUUGAUGAAACAUCAAGAUUUUUAUUUAUUAUUACUUCUAGAGAUGUGCAAAACAUGCAGUUUAGAGGUUUGGAUGAUACAACACAUGAAAUAUAGAUUCACUGAGAAAAUGCCAGCCUAUUUAUGGGUUGAAAUCUCUUUAGAUGCUAAGCGCUGCUGACUUUUUUCGUUUUGAACAUUUGCAAUUUGUGGGGAAGGGCGGAUUUGAGCCUUGGUGGUGCGCUUCACAACCAAAUGGGCUGUCAGUCCAGUUGCAACCUUGCUAACUUUUAGACAAACAAAAAAUGGAUAAUGUAAAAUUUUUUGGUAUAUGUCGAGUUCAUGGUUAUGGUUCUAGAAUAUGAAUGUGGUCCCCAAGUUUGCUAUAUUUUUUUGGUGGAAUCCUGAUUUUGGUACAUGGUUCAUAGUUAUGGUUCUAGAAUGGUUAAUAUAUGUAGUUUGUGACU
This is a messenger RNA of Rubroshorea leprosula, 2057 nucleotides long. The record is from the annotation of a GenBank genome assembly. Lineage: Eukaryota; Viridiplantae; Streptophyta; Magnoliopsida; Malvales; Dipterocarpaceae.